Messenger RNA from Camellia sinensis, 1951 nucleotides. RefSeq names its product protection of telomeres protein 1b. Lineage: Eukaryota; Viridiplantae; Streptophyta; Magnoliopsida; Ericales; Theaceae. The record is from RefSeq and is a predicted model, not a curated record. Gene Ontology annotation, cellular component: nuclear telomere cap complex; chromosome, telomeric region. Gene Ontology annotation, biological process: telomere capping; regulation of telomere maintenance via telomerase. Gene Ontology annotation, molecular function: telomerase inhibitor activity; G-rich strand telomeric DNA binding.
UAGAAAGUCAUUGAAGAGGGAUAAAUUAGGAGACGGAGCAUCUUUGUCAAUUCAGUACGACGUGUGUACCAGGAGGAGCACUAAUCAAAUCAUGUUUAGCACCAAUGAAGCAGGUGAUGGCAGAUAUUUUUCUUUCCUUUUCUUUUCAAUUUUCCCAACCGCCAAACAUCCAAAUUCAAACAGCGGGUAAAAACUUUUGGUACUAAUUGGAUCAUCAUAACAACAUGCAUAUGAUUAUCGAAAGAGAGUAUACUUUUUAGGUUGAAGAAAUCCCAUCUCCCCUAUCCCCAGCCAAUCGUCCUCCUCAACAUCUAACUUCCACCAAACCCUUGAUCCUCGGUCGGAAAACGGAAGAAAUUCUGAAAGGUCGUGAAGGGAAAUGGCGAGUAGAGACUGCGACUACAGAUUUCUCCAGCUACUGGACGCCAUGGCUUCAAUCAAUCAGACAGUAAAUCUCAUUGGAGUCGUUGUCGAUACCAGUAUCCCCAAGAAGUCCAAGGGUACUGAUUGUUUUUGUACAGUAAAAAUAGUUGAUGAAUCAUAUUCAAGUCCUGGGAUUCUAGUCAACUUCUUUGCUGAAAAUAUGGAAAAGCUUCCUCAUGUCGAGUCAGCUGGAGAUAUAAUUCAGCUUUCUCACGUUGUGAUGAAAACUUAUGAGAAAGAAAUUUACAUUCUUUUCAACAAGAAGUUCUCUUCAUUUGCUCUGUUUGAUGGGAAAUGUAGUACCAACUUCGUUCCUUAUCAAGGAUCUCCAAAGUUUCGCCCCAGAGAAGAAGACAAGAAGUUUAUAGCAGACCUAAGAAAGUGGUCAGCCGAUUAUCAGCUAGAGAGAGCAACAAAUGAAUGGUUAUCGUUGAAAGAGAUCAGAGUGGGAGAACGAAUUAAUUUGAUGUGCAAGGUUCUUCAUACCUACGAAGUUACAGAAAAUGAGUGGGUUAUAUUCCUUUGGGAUGGAACAGACACUCCACCAGUUACUGUUCAAACAAAGCUUGAAGAUGAAAUGGUAAACCCAAUUCCUUUAGAUUUGCAACAAUUUCCCUUGUCAAGAGAUAUAUUAUGUACAUUCCCAGCUGUUGGAACUGUGUUGAGGAUGAUUGUUGAUCAAGGCAAUACUGAGAAGCUUGGCCUUCACUUGCUAAAAACUGGUAGAUGGGUGAAAUUUCUUAACAUUAUUUGUCAUCAUCAUGCUGGACUGUGGCGUGGUUUGCUGAUGCCCUUUACUAGGCUCCGAUAUUUGCCCAAUGAUGAUCCUCUCGUAUUACAGUCCCAAAGGGAUUAUGACAAGCGGGUAUCAUCAAAAUGGGCAUGGAUGCCUUUGUCAAGCAUUCCUUGGCCUUCUUAUAUUACAGAGACUGAUUAUAAGGAAGUGCCUUUUGUUACAUUAAUGAAUGUUCUCACGUAUCCAGAGGUAACAUCAAAAUUUAGAUGUGUAGUUCGGGUUAUUGCAGCAUAUCCAUGGCGAGCAGAGGACUUCCGCUCCCCGCUUGGGACAUAUAGGAUUAGGCUGACCCUAGAGGAUCCAACGGCCAGAAUUCAUGCAUUUGUGUAUGCCGAAGAUGGGGAGGAACUUUUUGGUGGCUAUCCCUCUGUCAAUGUAAUGAUAAGGAAGCGGAAUAAAUUGCUUGGAAUUGCCAACAGUGAUGACAGCAGAGGAAGAAUUGAGUAUGCCCCCAGAAACCCACCAUGGGUACAGUGCUGCAUAAAAUCAUACUACCUUGAUAAAAGUGAUGUUUGGGGAACCAGGAAUUAUCGGAUCUUUGCUACCAAGUUAGUGGAUCAAACUAGUUAAACAGUUCUUCUAAACUAUGCAUAUAUUAAAACUGCUGUUUGUUAGAAGGUAUGUCAGUGUUCGCCGCACUCGGCAAUGUUUCAUAGUUUGCUCUGUUGUUUGAACAAUUUGUUGGUUAAUGAUCAUAUAAAUUAAAGCCGGUUUUGGUUCAAUUUUGGGCUA